Vittaforma corneae ATCC 50505 is the source of this 1398-nucleotide messenger RNA. RefSeq lists its product as uncharacterized. The coding region runs from base 1 to 1398 and encodes 465 amino acids. The transcript has a single exon. NCBI's taxonomy places the organism in Eukaryota, Fungi, Microsporidia, Nosematidae. The record is from RefSeq and is a predicted model, not a curated record. Gene Ontology annotation, molecular function: short-chain carboxylesterase activity; monoacylglycerol lipase activity.
AUGGGAUGGGUGUAUUUCUUAUUGCUUCUACAUUCGAUUUACACAAUCUACUAUGUCGUAUUCAUCGUGCAUCGGCCAAUAAUCUAUUCUAGGCAUCAAAGCAUCAUAAAACUAGCGUCUAGGGUAGUUUGCCCCAUGUUUCUGCUUCCAUUUGGUACUAUCAACUCGCUAUAUCAAAUUAUUAGAAAAGUUGAAAUAACGAAAUAUGCCGUGAGGAAGCAGGUACUUCUUGAGGUUGACUAUGAUUCAACGAUACUGUUGGAAAUAUUUGAGCCAUUAUUAUAUAGUUCUAAGAAGAAGUCAAGGCCAUUAUUCAUAUUCCUCGGUAUUAUCUUCGAGACCUCUUCCAGAAACAUUUUCUCAGUGGUAAAUAUCACCUUAUCUCUACUAAGAUGGGUGAUUGUGAGCUCUUUUAGGAUUUGCUAUGCCAUUGGCAGUGAAUGCCUCCGCACUCCUCGUAAAAAUUCAAAAUGUAAAGUACGACAUAUCUCAGAAGAAAGAAAAGUAACUGAUGAGAAACUUCCUGGUUCAAACGAUUCAGGAGACGAUAGCCGCCGUCAAAAUAAUGUUUUACACAUUCAACAAGUUGAUCCACUGCAUGCCGGUCACAAAUACAAUAGUGUUGAAGAAAAUGUACUGUUGGUGCACGGACUGAAUGGAACGUCAAGAAGCACGUACAUUAAAGGAAUGGCAAAUGAAUUUCUUGAGAGGAACUGCAGAGUAUUCUGUUUUAACGUCAGGGGUGCACUUCUUCCAUCAACUUCCAACACUUUCAACCAUAUUGGGCUUGUGUCUGAUAUAGAAAAGACAGUUGAGUACAUUCUUGAUAACUAUAGUGGCUCCCUUUCAUUGGUGGGAUUUUCCAUGGGAGCAAAUUGGAUUGCAAUGUAUCUAGGCAAUCACCCUGAAAGUGAUCGUAUCAAGAUGGGCAUUGGGGUGUGCUGUCCGUUUGAUUUUGGCACUCUAAGACGUCACUUCUGCCAGACAUUUUAUGGUAAAUUCCUAAAUUUUUGUAUGGCUAAAAAUUACAAAAAAUAUAUCAGCAGAUCAAUGAAAUCACCAAUAUAUUUGGACCAUUGCAAAUAUUUGGAAGACAUUGACAAGGAGCUAUUACAAACAGUAUUUAAGUUCAAUACAUUGGAGGAGUUUUAUGAUAAAAGUAGCUGUAUAAGUGUUAUUGAUAACAUAUCAGUCCCGAUGCUUUUUCUGAGUGCAUCAGAUGAUCCUAUAAUCCCCAGAUGGGUUAUUCCCUCUGAAAAGUAUAAAAAUAACCAAAAUCUCAGUUUUCUAAUUUUGAGUGGAGGGCAUUUGGGAUUCUUUGCAAAUAGGUCAAAGACCAAUGCAGAGACGCUGGUCGGAAAAUACUUUGAUGUUAUCAAUGGAUUGUCAGCAUAUUAA